UAGAGAUGUUUUAUGGCAGUAUCUUAUUGUAUGUAUUAUUACACAGUCACCUAAAGCGACGCAUUUUUACAUGUAAAAGAAACUGAUGCUGUGUUUGCGUUUUUCUGCGUGGUUUGAUUAAAGCUCGUUCAAUGUCAGACAGGUUAUGAGAGUGAGUGAAAAGAUGGCAAGGUGCCGGAUCCCUCUUGUACUGCUGGCCUGUGGCUCCUUUAAUCCAAUCACAAACCAGCACAUGAGACUGUUUGAGCUGGCCCGAGACCACAUGCACAGCACAGGGCAGUACAAGGUACUAGAAGGCAUUGUGUCUCCGGUGAGUGAUGCCUAUGGAAAGCAAGGUUUGGUCCCGGCUAAACACAGAAUCGCCAUGGCGAAGCUAGCCCUACAGACCUCCGACUGGAUCAGGGUAGAUGAAUGGGAGAGCCAGCAGCCAGACUGGACAGAGACUGUGGUCACCAUGAGGUAUCAUUACAAUCGUAUUCUUCAGGAGUACCAGAAAAGCACAACAAUGCACAAGUUCUCAGAUGAUAAAAACCCCACUGUCACCUCAAAUCCAUCUAUCCAGCUGAAGCUUCUUUGUGGGGCAGAUUUUCUCGAUAGUUUUAGAACCCCAGGGCUGUGGUUGGAUGAGCACAUUGAAGAAGUGUCUGGUCAUUACGGCCUUGUCUGUGUGAGCCGAGGAGGACUGCACUCUGAAAGAACAGUGCACGAAUCUGACAUUUUGUCACGUCAUAGACAUAAUAUAUUUCUAGUAACAGAGUGGGUUAGGAACGAGUCCAGCGCCACAGAGGUCCGGCGGGCUUUGAGACGCAAUGCUAGUGUGAAAUACCUCAUCCCUGACUCUGUUCUACAAUAUAUUCACCAGCACAACCUCUACACACAGGACAGCGAGAAGAGGAACCAGGGCACACUGCUGAGGCCUCUCACCAAACAGGCCACAAAUCCAGUGAGCAGCUUGGAUGACUGAGCAGUGAGGGACAGAACACGGGAGAGCUUCAAGCAUCAGUGCCUCUCCUCAGGGACAGCAUCUAUUUAUUUCCACUGGACUGCACCGAGGAAAAGAUGUGAACGUUGCCAUCAGAAAAAUUGCCACUCUACUGAAACCGGACAAGGAAAUCACCCAUGACGGAGACCACAUAACGAUCAAAACCCUUAGCACUUUUAAGAACUACAACAUGGACUUCUAUGU
This is a messenger RNA of Boleophthalmus pectinirostris (great blue-spotted mudskipper), 1186 nucleotides long. RefSeq names its product nicotinamide nucleotide adenylyltransferase 3 (gene nmnat3). The coding region runs from base 146 to 964 and encodes 272 amino acids. The record is from RefSeq and is a predicted model, not a curated record. Gene Ontology annotation, biological process: NAD+ biosynthetic process. Gene Ontology annotation, molecular function: nicotinamide-nucleotide adenylyltransferase activity; nicotinate-nucleotide adenylyltransferase activity. The transcript is spliced from 6 exons. Gene Ontology annotation, cellular component: mitochondrion. NCBI's taxonomy places the organism in Eukaryota, Metazoa, Chordata, Actinopteri, Gobiiformes, Gobiidae.